UCUCGUCUUUAAGCAGGCCCCCCGCAGCAUUCCAAUGGCGCCCUCCGUGAACAUCUCCGUCCUAUUCCUCUUUCUCCUCGCCGCCAUCGGCGACGCGGCGAUCUUCACCGUGGUGAACCAGUGCCCCUACACUGUGUGGGCCGCCUCCGUGCCGGUGGGCGGCGGGCGGCAGCUCAACCGUGGCGAGGCGUGGACCAUCAACGUGCCGGCCGGCACGACGGCGGCGCGCAUCUGGGCGCGCACGGGGUGCCGGUUCGACGGGAGCGGCCGCGGCGGGUGCCGCACGGGCGACUGCGGCGGGGUGCUGCAGUGCACGGGCUACGGCCGCGCGCCCAACACGCUGGCCGAGUUCGCGCUCAACCAGUUCUCCAACCUCGACUUCUUCGACAUCUCCCUCAUCGACGGCUUCAACGUGCCCAUGGCCUUCCUCCCCGACGGCGGCUCUGGGUGCAGCCGUGGGCCGCGGUGCGCCGUGGACGUGACGGCGCGGUGCCCCGCCGAGCUGAGGCAGGACGGCGCGUGCAACAACGCGUGCCCCGUGUUCAAGCAGAACGUGUACUGCUGCGUCGGUUCGGCGGCCAACAGCUGCAGGCCAACCAACUACUCGAGGUUCUUCAAGGGGCUCUGCCCCAACGCGUACAGCUACCCCAAGGAUGACCCGACCAGCACCUUCACCUGCCCCGCCGGAACCAACUAUAGGGUCAUCUUCUGCCCGUCCGCCUAAAUAUGCGAACGUGCUUGUGGAGUAGCCGUGAUUACUUCACACUAGAGAGAAAUAAACGGGUCGUGUAGCCGCAGCCCAUACUUGUACUAUCGUAGCUAGUGAAAUAAUCUUCUCUAUCGUAUAAAACAAGAGUUCCCAUC
This is a messenger RNA of Phragmites australis (common reed), 864 nucleotides long. Its product is annotated as alpha-amylase/trypsin inhibitor. Gene Ontology annotation, cellular component: extracellular region. Lineage: Eukaryota; Viridiplantae; Streptophyta; Magnoliopsida; Poales; Poaceae. Gene Ontology annotation, biological process: defense response. The transcript has a single exon. The record is from RefSeq and is a predicted model, not a curated record. The coding region runs from base 35 to 724 and encodes 229 amino acids.